Messenger RNA from Pseudozyma flocculosa PF-1, 459 nucleotides. RefSeq lists its product as uncharacterized. The transcript has 3 exons. NCBI's taxonomy places the organism in Eukaryota, Fungi, Basidiomycota, Ustilaginomycetes, Ustilaginales, Ustilaginaceae. The coding region runs from base 1 to 459 and encodes 152 amino acids. The record is from RefSeq and is a predicted model, not a curated record.
AUGAAGGAGCAGAUCGCAUUCUACGUCCUCGCCGCCUGCCAAAAGGCUCCCCAGGCGGUGCUCGACGAGAUCCGCACCUCGGACACCAUCGACGAGACCAACAGCGGCGAGGGCCCGCGCGAACAGUGCCCGCUCUACGACUUCAUCGAGCUGGCCAGCCACGACAAGCUGUCGAGCCUCGACGACGUCCUCGCCGACCUGCGCCAGAGGAGCGCCGACACCUCGCGCGGCACACAGUGGGACGCCAGCCACUUUGUCGUCGCCGGCCACGAGGCCAAUGCCAAUCCAUCCGUCGUCGUCUUUUACGAGCUCAGUGAAAAGGGAGACGUUCAGGGUCAGCUCAAGUGCACCGCGCCCAUGGUCCUCGAUCCCGCAUGCAACAUCCCCAUUGCCAACAUGGAUCUCGAAGAGUUCCAAGAUGCCUGCGGACAAGACGGCAUCUUCCGCGGCUUCCAGUAG